Molecule: messenger RNA, 1860 nt
Organism: Rotaria sp. Silwood1
Lineage: Eukaryota; Metazoa; Rotifera; Eurotatoria; Philodinida; Philodinidae
Source: the annotation of a GenBank genome assembly
AUGCAUCUCAUUUAUCUUCUAUCGUUAUUAUUACUACUUGCACCUACAAUUGAAGCGUAUCAUUUUCGUGGUGGUACAAUCACUUGGAAACCGGUUAAUAAUAACAUUACAGCUGGUAGUACAGUUUCGAUCAUUAUUACUCAAACAUACAGUUGGACGUCCUCCAUAAUUGGAUGCAAUGAUAGCAUGAUUGCCACUCAAUCACCAUCUAUUAAUAUAGGAACGAAAGCAGGCGCUGGAGUCAAUUUAACAUGUAGUGCUAGUUGUUCAACAUCAGGUGGCUAUGUUGGUAAUGAAGUACCUAUUACUGGCUACUGUACCGAUUUUUCUAAUGCACUUGACUUGACAGUGAGCCAACGAUCGGAUAUAGUCAAUCUCACCAGUGGAGCUUAUUUCAUUGCAACUUUUGCUACUACGGGUGGAUGGCAAACAUUGGCACUGGGAAAUUCAACUGGCUGGAGUCUUUCAUCUUCUAUUGACAUACGUGCAAGAUCAGAUAAUGGACUGAUUAAUACACCACCUGUAGCCACAUGUAUUUCAUACUUGAGCAUACCUGUUAAUGUUCAGCAAACGAUUCAAAUUCCAAUUCUUGAUGCAGAUAAUGAUUAUCUUAAAUGUCGAUUCGCAAAUGGAUCAUCAGAAUGUGCCAACGCUUGUCCACCAGGAUCGUUGCCGACAGGUACAACUUUAUCUACUUCUUGUAUUCUGACAAUUACUGGAACUACUGCUGGCGAUUAUUACCUUGUUGCCAUACAGGUCGAAGAUUUUAUAACGAAUACCAGUACUACUCCAUUAAGUUCUGUCUCACUUCAAUUUUUGAUUUAUGUUUAUGCAGCUACAACUUGCGCACUUAAGCCUCUUUUAUUGGCCGAUGUCAGCAGUGGUGUUUGCCAAGGUGCACAAGUCGGUGUGAAUUUUACAAUGACAUUUACAGUUGUUAAUCAGUGUGGUAGCGAACGAACAAUCACAGACAUUGCUACUUUAUCGUUUCCUACUAUUAUCAAGAGUGCACUUGUUCAGAAUGCUACUAAUACAUCCGUAUGGUCAAUGAGAAUUACAUGGAUUCCAACGGCUAAUCAAGUCGGUUCACAAGUCUUUUGUGCUGUUGGAAGUGAUAAUGGUCGUAAACGUCGUCGGCGACGUCAAAAGAAAAGUAACGAGUCGGAAAACUGCUUUGAGUGGAGUCCAGCAAGUGGAAGAGUUCAUCAACAACUUCUAAGCGGAAAAAAGCAACAAGAAAACCAUGAAUUAAGAGAAGGCAGCAGCAUCAAAAUUAUCAAUUAUUCGCAAACAUCAAGUGGUGCUACUAUCAGUAGAAUUAAUCGAAAAGAUAAUACACUUAUUGACAAUAAAGACAAUGUAAGAUGCAAACCAUCAUCAGGAAAAUCUCUUGAUCCUUCACAUUAUUUAAACUCAUCUGCCCACAUUCAAGAAAUCGAUCAACAAGAUAAAAUAACAAAGACACCAACACAAGUUCACACUCCAACUAAUAAUUGUGUGCGUAUUCGAUCUAUUUUCCAAGAUUCUUCUGAUACAAUAAACUUUCCGUCUUCUGCAUCAACAUCAGCAAAAAAGAAUCAUUUCCCUUUUAAAAAAUUUCCUCGCUUAACUAAAUCAUCGAUCGAACCGCGUCAAUCAACAUCACCUAUUGACAGUACAACACAAUUGAAUGAAAUUCACUACAAUGACUUCAAUAAUUUAGAAGAAAGCAAAAUAAAUGUACAACCUCUAUCGAAUGUUUCUGUUCGUCGAGUAAAACGUUCUUCAUCAGCAAAUCCAAGCAUUCGUAUGAUUCCACGUCGCCCUAUAUUUUCAUCGUAUGCAAAUCUCAAUCGAGUGACAGUCAUUAACUUCAAAUGA